CACCUCUCGGCCCUGCUGGGGCUCAGCGAGGAGGCGCUGGCCCGGCGGCGGGGGGCGGCCCCCCGGCACUGCCCCCUCUGCCCCCAGGGCCUGGGGUGCUGCCAGAGCCCGCACCCCCGCCUGCACCCACCGGCCCCGGCCCCGCGGGAUGCGUCGCCCCCCGGCACUGUGGGCUGGGGGUCACCUCCCAUGGCGGGGACGACCCCGGAGCUGCACGGGGCUCCCGGCGUGGGGACAGUGCCCUGGGGGUCACCCCCCUGUGGGUCUGCUGCGGGGACCCCCCCAGAGGUGCUUGGGGUUCCCGAGAUGGGGAUGGGGGCCUGGGGGUCGCCCCCCUACACCCUUGCGACAGCGACCCCCCCGGAGCUACACGCGGCUGUCGCCUCCAACGCGUCCUCCUGGCCGUCCCCUCCUCACUGCGCAGGGGAAGGGGCCCCCCCGCACCUUUCCGGAGACCCCCUCCUGGACGCGGGGCUGAUGCUGCCGGAGUUCGUGGACGCAGGGACGGUCACUCAG
Molecule: messenger RNA, 516 nt
Organism: Charadrius vociferus (killdeer)
Lineage: Eukaryota; Metazoa; Chordata; Aves; Charadriiformes; Charadriidae
Product: mesoderm posterior protein 2-like
Exons: 1
Biological process (GO): mesoderm formation; somite rostral/caudal axis specification; regulation of transcription by RNA polymerase II
Cellular component (GO): nucleus
Molecular function (GO): DNA-binding transcription factor activity, RNA polymerase II-specific; RNA polymerase II cis-regulatory region sequence-specific DNA binding
Source: RefSeq, a predicted model, not a curated record